UCACACUAUGAGUAACAUUUUUUAUUGUUGUUUCACUCGGUAAAAAUAUAAACAAACCAGUGCAUAUAAAAAUGUGCGGUCCGGUGCUAAGUUUUUAAUAUGCGGCCUAAAUAUCGCUAUUUUGAAAUCAAUAAUAAUUGCCGGGACAUAGACGCCUAAGCAGUAACAAAAUGAGUGUUCACAAAUGUGGAAACUGUAACUGUUGUAAUUUUAUGAAUAAAAUGGUUAAACGUUAAUGUAAAAUCGACAAAAGGGAGCCAACAUGGUAAAGAUCCUGCAGGCUUACAACUUCGCUAGGCAGCAGACCUACGCCCUGAACGGCGACAUCCUAGCAGCCAGUUUGAUCGGCAACAAUAGGAUAGCCAUCAGCAGUGCGGAGCAGUUUAUUGAGAUCUACGACAUUGCGGGCAAGCAGACCGAGUCGGAGGACACAAGGAGAGCGCCACUGGAUGAGGGACAGUCUAACGAAGCUUCCGGUGACGUCCCCACCACCGGAGGCGAUGAGCGAACGCCGAGCAGGAGCACUCUGGCCACAGUGGGCGAGGUGGUGCAACUGAUAUACUGUGAGGCUGGAAAAUACCUGCUCACCCUGGAAAAAGAGCAGGCGGGUAGUCCAGUGCAUUCCUCCUCCACCAUUAGCUGUACGUCGAGCAGCAACAGCAAUACUGUCUGCUCCGAGGACGACACGAAGAUGUUCGUUCGUAUCUACGCCAACUUUUGGAAAUUUCCGGACAGCCGCCUCAACGAGCUGCCCAUCACCAUUCGGAUAGCUUCAAUGACCACGCCCAAGACGCCAUUGGUGGAAAGCAUCGAUGUGAUCGAGCUGCCUCUGCGGAGUCCGCCGGAGCUAGUGCAGUGCUGUCAGACCUCCGGCAACAUCAUCGUGAGCAGCCGCGACAGGAUCUACCUAUAUGAAUACACGCAGUGCGUCCACGAGAACACCCAGCCCAGAUUCGCCUUCAUCGACUUCCUGCCCUUCAAGUUCUUUGUGCAGCUGAACUUCGUCCCAGUGCGUCUCUGUCUGGCGGAGAACGUGAUCGCCUGCCUCAGUCAUCGAUACUGCGUGGCCUUCAAGGUGGUGGAUGCGCUAGCGAGUAGAGCAAGUGGAGGGCAGGAUGUGAGCUGUCUGGACAACGACUACGGUGGCGGAGAUGAGCCGCUCUCGGAAUCCCUGAGUCUUGGCAGCAAGGCUAGUGCCAGUGGGGGAGGUGGAGGUGUGGUCAGUUCCAGCCACAGCCAGCAGAGCUGCGAGAGCGACUCCCUGCAGUCGACGAGCAGUGGAAAACCACCGGUGGCCAUAAAUGGAGCACUGCCUGGAAGGUCUCCACUGGAUUUCAGCUUGGCCAAACUGGUUAACAAUGCGUACGGCAGGGAAUUCGAGCCAGACCUGCGCUCCCAAUGGGAUGACAGUGAGUUCGGAGGAGGAAAGGGUCAAGAGGACAACCAGGAUAUCACUAUUAGUCCCCAGCGAGCUGCGGACAUAAAAAUCAAGCUCGUCAACGAGGCCAAGGCCAUGAAUGUGAGGGGCAUCGCCGGGGGAAGCCAUAUGGAAGAUGCCUCAGUGCAAUAUGAUGUGCGGAAGCUGCUUCAAAUCUGCAUGAAGACCUCAGAGAACCAACCUCGUGUUUUGGAUAUACUGCGCUGCAUGGAUCUCAAGGCCAUUUACCAAAGAAGCAGCCAAGGAGUGGAUCAAGAGGACGACGAGUACGACAUGGGCAACCAACAGGUGCCCAGUGCGGUGACCACCUUCAAGCACGUCAACCGCCGGACGCUCAAGUCGUCGCAGCAUCAGAGGUGCAUGGGUCACGCCCUCCUGGUGGCCAGCAGUGUGGAUGGCUUCCUGUACCAGUUUUCCGCCCAAGGGAAGUGGUACAGUGAGAACGAAAAGCCGGUGGCCAGCUACAGCUUUACAGCACCAGUCAUCCAAGUUCACAUUAACGACUACGUGGUGUAUGCAGUGACUUCAGAGUCCGUGGAAACGCAUACCUCGCGCAUCGGGCACAAGCUCUUUCACAACCGCUUUGAAUACCCCUCGAUAGGUGGUCUUUUCCCCGAGGAAUCCGCCCCAGAUGUGAGUUCGCCCAUCGCCGUCGUGGGUCUGGCCGCGUUCAUGCACGUUCAGUUUGUAUGCGUGAACCGGGAGCAGUUGGUGCUCAUCACGAAUGCAGCUUUGGAGCAGCACAAGCGGCGCAGCAUGGGUGAGGUGACCGGCGGUCAAGUGGUGGCGGUUAAGAGGAACAUAGCCGCUCGUCUCCUGGCCGAGGCAAAGGCCAAACACAACAGCCUGCUGAGGAGCAGCAGUGCAGCACAAUCCUCGGCGGCGGCCAACGAAUGGACGCUGUACAACCUUGAAGUUCCUCGGGUGGAGUGCAUAAUAGAGGAUCUUGAAGGCAUUGCGGAGUCAUACCGCAGUGCGAGCAGCUGCAACUUCUACGAUCUCAUGGAGGAGGCGCAUGUCAUGCUGCGACUGAGUCUCACGCUGCAGGGCGAACGCUUGGGGACGGAACGGGAGCUGCAUCUUCGGAAAAUGUUCGUGACGAACUGUAGAAAGCUGGCUGAUUUCUCAAUACGUUCUAACAAACAGGAGGUUUAUCUCCAGGCUACUGGUUUCUACAGAAUGUGCCAGCUUCAUCUGGUAGACAUUUUUAAUAACUACAUAGAGAACUUUAUGGACAUCGAUGAGACCGUGGAGACCACUGAGCUUGCGGGACUGAUAUACACGGUUAAACUGUUCCUACUCAGUUUGGGGACAGACCGCUUGAAGUCGGCCUUUCUCAACCAGACGGUACGUCCGUACUUUACGCCCGCCCGGGUGAUCCAGCAGGGCUACAAGCAGGUUCCACUUUCGUUGGAGUUUCUUAACAUGUUCAUUAAACAUGCACCAGUGGAGAUUCCAAAGAUAAUGCUGAUUUCACCCGUGGUGGCGGACUCCAUGAGUGGAGAGCUGAUCAACUAUCUCAAGUACUUGAACAAACUUUUACCAUCUAGUUCCCCCGAAGAAAACUUGCUGCUAGCUGUGAUGGCCUGCCGUAUGUCCAACUAUCUACUGGCUCAGGAGAUAAUUGCAAAGUCCACAAGACGCAACCUAGCCACCGCCUUGAUUCGGCACAAGAAUGUUCUGUUUGAUGACAGCACUGUUAUCUAUCAGCGACGCCAUCAGCAGCAAGCAGACUCCCAAUCCAAUUCGCGAGGUAAAAAAAUCAGAAGGAUAGGGGGAAAGAGCAAGCUUGUUGCGGUCAGUACACCAACUCCGAGUACGAUCGUUUCCUUUUCGGAUUUCUGCGAGACGAUUCUGCUGGCCAAUGAGCAGCCUGCGCUAAUCGAAGCAGUCAGUGAUGUCUUCAUCCAUGCACUGUGCAUUGAACAUAGCUUGACGCUAGACGUGAUUCUGCAGUUGUUCCUUAACUACAUCGCCUCCCACAUUGGCCAAAAAGGAUACCAAACCUCGCAGAAGGUGUUCGUUAACAUUCUACAGGUGUAUUUUUACGAUAUCUACGACGUAAGCUCGUCCUUGCAGCCCCACGAGAUUAGAUCGCACACACCACCGCAGUUGGACGAUGACUACGAUGAGGAGUGCAGCAGUUCGCGGGCUCCCUCGCUGCACAGCGAAGCAGAUGCCCAGUCGCUGUCCAGCUCUUGCGCCAGUUCGGCGCAUGAAGAGCGAUCGGCAAGUCUUUCGAUCAGUGGCAGGCAACAGCGAAUCGUCUACGAUCAGCUGCAGGAGCAACAGUCAUCGCCCUUUCAGAAGCGCAAUUCAAAUGCCUCGCUCUCACAACCCCAGGCGGAUGAUGAUCUGGCUGCCACUAAUCUCAAGGGCCUCAAGAUCCUGUUUCGUAUGUAUAUGGGGCGCCUAAAAGUCCUCAGUGAUCUUAUUACUGACCUGCAGUCAGCGGACGUGGAACAACAGGCUGGUCGCGAGGAGUUCAUGAACCUGCGCAUGGAAUGCAUCUCCUACAUGGUGGGAAUGGCUCCCAACUAUAGCCCCAAGCCGAUUGUAAAAAAUAUCAACGAUCCCCUGGCCGGCAAGUUGAUAUACGUGCCCUUCAUUCCUGACUAUAAGCUGCCAGAAGGGGAGGAGUAUGAUCGCCACAUUAAGCACUAUAUUCGCCCAAUUCCCUGUCUGCUGGAACGACCGCAGUAUUUAAACCGCCUUCCGCCCUUCGAACGAAGCGACUUUAGCUACCCGAACAAGGACGAUGGCGAGUUUGAGGUGCGCUUCCUCAGCUGGAACAACGAGCUGCUGACCCUCACCCUGAAGAUUCAAAGUUUGCUUGCCUCCAGUAAAGUGGAUCGCGAGAUCAUCUCAGAGUUUUUGGCCUUUAUACAAAAGACGCCACAUUUAAUGGGCAUCGACAGUUUCUUGGUCAUCGUGUUGCCCAAGAAUUUGGCCAUAAACUACUUGCUUAGUUUUAGUCCCGCAUUUUUGUGGCAAUAUGGAAAGUCCUGCGGUUUCACGCCUAAGCACUGGGAGAGCCUGUUGCGGAAAAUUCUCAGCAAGCAGGAGGCGCUGCCCAACUGGAAGGGUCACAUUUCGGAGAUACUCAACAAUUUGGUGGCUGAGCUGAGCUUCGAAGAACUUCUGCAGUGCUUUCCUAGCGAGGUUAUUCAAAAUCGGAACACGGCACAGUACUUUGCCAAGGAAUUUGCAGAGACAUGUGUCCUUUAUGAUCACGAGGAGCUCGUGUUCAAGACUCCUGAUCGGAAAGAGGGUGACCGGGAACACAUGCCGAUGGACAAUAUAGACGAGGACAAUGUGUUUGAGCUAACGCUGCGAAAGGCGGUGGCCAAGCAGCGGAGCAUUGCCCUGAGGUCCAUGAUCGAGUCUACAGGAACUCAGCUCUUUGACGCUACCAGUAAUCCCAUGUACAACCUGUAGUCGGCGUAAAAUAGUUUAAAACGAAAUUAUCAUAUUGAAAAUCGAUAAGAUUGAUUGAUAUUAAUGUAGCAAAGUAGAGAGCACGGAAGCUUUGCUUGUCUCCAUAAAUAGAUGGAUAUGUAAUUUGUAGUUUUAGGGCACACCCAUAACGAGGCAUAAUUUAUUGACAUUUAUAUUUGACACAAAACGCAACAUUCGGAUACGAAUGCUAAAGAUGAUUUAUGGAGCUGACGGGGAAGAACUCCUGGGCUGUUAGGUUGUAAUAAUAACUAGCUCGUCGCGAGUUUGUUCGGUAUUUGCCAUAUUAAACCAGAUGUGUGAUCGGGAGUAAUAAGGAAACCCUCUCUCUACCUGUAUUUGUAUUCGUACGCAAUGUUAAUCCAAGUUUCCUUUGAACUAAGCUUUAGAACCCUUAAAGUAUUCGUACUCUAUUUAUACAUUAGUUUCGUAGUCAUUUUAUUCACCCAUACACCAAAUCACACUCUCUUACAACAAAAACAACAAUCUCAAGUGAUAUUUUUAAUUCUUGCAUUGAAUCUGAACAAUAAAAGCAUAAUUACAUUACAAUGGC
Messenger RNA from Drosophila rhopaloa, 5447 nucleotides. RefSeq lists its product as uncharacterized. The transcript has 7 exons. Lineage: Eukaryota; Metazoa; Arthropoda; Insecta; Diptera; Drosophilidae. The record is from RefSeq and is a predicted model, not a curated record. Gene Ontology annotation, biological process: organelle organization. Gene Ontology annotation, cellular component: cytoplasm. The coding region runs from base 263 to 4876 and encodes 1537 amino acids.